AGAGAGGACCGGCUGGCUGCGGUUUCUGGCCGCCUCCGUGGGAGGGGCGAGGGAUUCCCCCCUCCCCUCCCCUCCCCUCCGCUCGUUCCCACGGCUGCAUCCAGCCUGCGCCAUCCGGAGCUGGUCGCGGUACUAGCACCCCCUCCAGCAGCGAUCGGUUGCCCCCCCUCCCCCAAAUUCUCCUUUGUGUCUGGCUCUUAGAAUUUCACCAGCCAGGCUGGCUCCUUCCAGUCCUUACAUCAGGCAGAGUCGAAGGACCAGACCGAGCUGCGGAAAACAAGGAUGACAGCCUGGGCUGGUAGCGGGGGUGACCCCUGAAAGCCAGCGGGCUCUCCCCUGCCUUCUGCUUUGCUGCAGCCCUCUGGUCUAAAGCAAGCAGCCUCUUGACCCGGGUCAUCAGCUCUCGCCUGUCGCCACCGCAGGCCUCUGAUCUCCAAACCCUGUCCUUCUAGCCUGUUGUUGUGGCUGAAGGGGUGAGGACUCUGCCACAGACUGGCCUUAGGUUGGAUCUGGCCCCAUUCCCUGCAGAAAGCUUUGCCCUCCGAGGCCACAGGAUCCUACGCAAAGGGUCAGUCUCCUGUCUCCAUUUCUGCAGUGGGGGUCCCUAGAGCUGAGCCGUGGAAGACCAGGUCAGACUGUGGGAAGUGUUGAGGAAAUCUCAGGGGAUGGAAGGGAGCUGGGCCGCCUGAAAACAAGACCAGGAAGGGAAAACAGGAGGGGAGUCUGCUGAGAAGUCUUGGAGGCCUUGAAGGAAAAGGUUGGAGCUCUUCAUUCCACCAGAAGGAGGUCUUCAGUCACCAGACUGAAGGCACACAAGGUGAAUAUUAAGAUCUUCAGUGCCCCUGACUGGAGGCGAAGCUCAGAGGCCUUCGCUCCGCCUGACCGAAAGCACACAGAAAAUUCACAGGCUUCCCCAAUAAUUUGGGAGACGUGCAUUCACUGAUAGCAGCCUAUCGCCAUCCUCAGUGGUGGCCUGAACAUCUCAGCUGGUCUGCUGUUGUUGCCAUUUGGGGCGAUUGAAAUAUUGCUCCUCAUCGACACGUAGUCAGAUGUGCCGCAAAAACCAAUAGUUUUCCGACAAGACUGGCUCGCCCUGAAGAAAAGGUCACAAGCUCUCAUCCUGCAAGGAGUGCGUCUCUUUCUCUGUGUUCCUCAAGCCCCAGGUGACCUGGCUGUGGUAGGAGAUGCAGCCUUCAGAACUGAGGAUCACACUCUGAGCCCCGCAGGCGCUCCCAAACCAAUGAGGGGGAGGGCACCCGGCUGGUGACCCCCGCCUGCCUCCCAUGCCAGGCCAGCAGGGUCGGGCACCAUGGCGCAACCUGGCACAGGGACCCUGGUCUUGGCGAAUGGUUGGGGCUUCCCUCCCAAUAAUGUGGCCCGUGUCGUGGUUUGGGAGUGGCUGAAUGAGCAUGGGCGCUGGCGGCCCUACACGGCGGCCGUGUGCCACCACAUCGAGAACGUCCUGAAGGAAGAUGCCCGGGGGAGCGUCGUCUUGGGGCAGGUGGAUGCCCAGCUGUCUCCGUACAUUAUCGACCUGCAGUCGAUGCACCAGUUCCGUCAGGACACAGGGACAAUGCGCCCAGUGCGAAGGAACUUUUAUGACCCUUCCUCUGCCCCCGGCAAGGGGGUUGUGUGGGAAUGGGAAAACGACAACAACUCCUGGACUCCGUACGACAUGGACAUCUGCAUCACCAUCCAGAAUGCGUACGAGAAGCAGCAUCCGUGGCUGGACCUGUCCUCACUGGGGUUUUGCUACCUGAUCUACUUCAACAGCAUGUCUCAGGUGAACCGCCAGACGCAGAGGAAACGCCGUCUAAGGAGGCGCAUGGACUUGGCCUAUCCUCUCACCAUCGGCUCCAUCCCCAAGUCCCAAUCUUGGCCCGUGGGGACCAAUUCUGGGCACCCUUGUUCGUGCCAGCAGUGCCUGUUGGUCAACAGCACCCGGGCAGCCUCCAACGCCAUCCUGGCCUCCCAGCGCAGGAAGGUGUAUUCCGGGAACGGGAACGGAUCGCUGGCCGUCCGGCAGAGCAAUACGUUCAACGGAACGGCAAUGUGGUCGCUGGGCACGGUGCAAGCCAGUGGAACGGGCAAGAUCGAGCAGGUCCGUUCCGGCAACGGGAUGCAAGUGGCCACUUUUUCCCGGAGCCAGAGCGCGCCCAGCCACACCCAGCUCCCCGGCCAAAACAACCUGAACCGGCCCGGUACGCAGCGAGUGGCCAUCUUGAGUACUCGGGCUUCCAUCCCACCAGGGGUUCCUGCCCUUCCAGUCAAGAACCUGAAUGGCACUGGCCCAGUGCACCCUGCCCUGGCAGGGAUGACAGGCAUCUUAAUGUGUGCGGCGGGCCUGCCUGUCUGCCUCACUCGAGCGCCAAAGCCCAUCCUGCACCCACCACCUGUCAAUAAGAGUGACAUGAAGCCGGUGCCCGGAAUCACCGGGAUCUGCCGGAAGACCAAGAAGAAACAUCUGAAAAAAAGCAAGAACCCUGAAGAUGUAGUGAGACGUUACAUCCAGAAGGUGAAGAACCCCCCAGAUGAGGACUGUACCAUCUGCAUGGAGCGGCUGGUCUCCUCAUCAGGCUACGAGGGGAUCCUCAGGCACAAGGGGGCCAAACCAGAGCUGGUGGGAAAGCUGGGCAAAUGCGGGCACCUCUACCACCUCCUCUGCCUGAUUGCCAUGUACAACAAUGGCAAUAAGGAUGGCAGUCUGCAAUGCCCCACUUGCAAGGCCAUCUAUGGGGAGAAGACCGGGACUCAGCCCCCUGGGAAGAUGGAGUUCCACAUUAUUCCACACUCGCUCCCUGGCUACUUAGACUGCAAAACCAUCCGCAUCGUGUAUGACAUUCCUGCAGGGAUCCAGGGUCCAGAGCAUCCAAAUCCUGGGAAGAAGUUUACUGCGAGAGGCUUCCCUCGCCACUGCUACCUUCCUGACAACGAGAAAGGCAGAAAGGUCUUGAAACUCCUGAUUGUGGCCUGGGAACGCCGGCUGAUCUUCACCAUUGGGACAUCCAACACGACAGGCGAAUCCGACACGGUGGUGUGGAACGAGAUCCACCACAAGACCGAAUUUGGGUCCAACCUCACCGGCCACGGCUACCCCGACCCAAACUACCUGGACAACGUCCUGGCGGAACUGAUGGCCCAGGGGGUCUUGGAAGCCAACCUGAAGGACUGAAGAGGCAUCGCAGCUGCUCUUUCCCAACCACACUUUUGCCAUGGGCGUUGCGUGGAAGCACGAACACUGCCUGAGUCCGUCCGUCCGUCUGUGUGUGUGCGUGUGUGCGUGUCUCUGUUGAUCAGCUCUCAACCAGCAUAUCGGGAUAAGCCUGGUUUUCAAGACCUCUCAUGUUGCCAGUCUUCACCUCUCCAACCUGGGUCUUCAGCUUGGGUCUUCAGCCAGGUCUUCACUUCUUCUCAUGUUCUUGGUCUUCACUUCUCCAGUCAGAUCUUCAGCCAGGCCUUCACAUGCCAUGUUGCUUCUGCUGCCUUGACUAUGGACCAUCUCCACACAGCGGUGCCAGACAUGGCCAAAGGAAACCACAGGGCAGUCCUCUCCCUCCAGGACCAAGGACUGUCUAGAUCGUUCCCAAGUUUCCCCACUGGAGGAAGACCACCCAAAACUGCGCAAGUGAGCAACUGAAGCAAUCUGCUCUCCUUUUUUCUUUUAUAUAUGAUAUAUACAUACAUAACACAAACCCCUAUAUAUUCUUGGCAGUCUGCAAUAUUCCUCUUGUCCUGAAUGUGUUUGCACAUUACACUAUCCUAUAUUACAUAUCUGCCGCUCUGUAACAGGAUAUCAUAUGUAAUAGAGGAGAUAUAUGAAGCCAA
Podarcis raffonei (Aeolian wall lizard) is the source of this 3825-nucleotide messenger RNA. RefSeq names its product deltex E3 ubiquitin ligase 1 (gene DTX1). The coding region runs from base 1310 to 3172 and encodes 620 amino acids. NCBI's taxonomy places the organism in Eukaryota, Metazoa, Chordata, Lepidosauria, Squamata, Lacertidae. Gene Ontology annotation, biological process: Notch signaling pathway; protein ubiquitination. Gene Ontology annotation, molecular function: zinc ion binding; ubiquitin protein ligase activity. The transcript is spliced from 11 exons. Gene Ontology annotation, cellular component: nucleoplasm. The record is from RefSeq and is a predicted model, not a curated record.